AUGGCCGACAAAGAUCAGGGCAACGAGGCCGAGAAGAACAUUGAGAUUUGGAAGGUCAAGAAGCUCGUGAAGCGCCUCGAGGCAGCACGCGGAAAUGGCACCAGCAUGAUUUCCCUCGUCAUCCCCCCCAAGGAUCAGAUUUCCCGGAUCGCGAAGAUGUUGGCUGAAGAAUACGGUACUGCGUCCAACAUCAAGUCCCGUGUCAACAGACAGUCCGUGCUGUCAGCCAUCACUUCGACCCAGCAGAGGCUCAAGCUAUACAACAAGGUCCCUCCCAACGGGCUAGUCGUUUACUGUGGUGAAAUCUUGACGUCUGAGGGCAAGGAACGCAAGGUCAACAUUGACUUUGAGCCGUUCAAGCCAAUCAAUACCUCUCUUUACCUUUGCGACAACAAGUUCCACACCGAGGCUCUUUCCGAGCUGCUCGAAUCGGACCAGAGAUUCGGAUUCAUCGUCAUGGACGGCAACGGCGCCCUGUUCGGUACCUUGAGCGGCAACACCCGUGACAUCGUGCAUAAGUUCUCUGUCGACCUGCCGAAGAAGCACGGUCGUGGUGGACAGUCUGCUCUGCGUUUCGCCCGUCUCAGAGAAGAAAAGCGUCACAACUAUGUCCGCAAGGUCGCCGAGCUAGCUGUGCAGAACUUCAUCACCAACGACAAGGUCAACGUCGCCGGUAUUAUCUUGGCUGGUUCUGCUGACUUCAAGAAUGACCUCAAUGCUUCCGACAUGUUCGACAACCGUCUUGCCACUAAGGUUAUUAAAGUUGUCGAUGUGUCGUAUGGGGGUGAGAACGGAUUCAAUCAGGCCAUCGAGUUGUCUUCUGAGACGCUUGGUAACGUCAAGUUCAUCCAAGAGAAGAAGCUCAUCGGCAAGUACUUUGAAGAGAUCAGUCAGGAUACUGGCAAGAUCUGCUAUGGUAUCGACGAUACACUCAAGGCUCUGGAGCUCGGUGCAGUUGAGACUUUGAUCGUUUACGAGAAUCUUGAGAUUACACGCUGGAAACUGAAGGACAGCAACGGCAACGAGGUUCUCCUGCAUCUCACCAAGGCCCAAGAGUCAGGGGACCGCGCCAUGUUCAUGGACAAGGAGACUGGCCAGGAGAUGGAGCUCAUCUCCCAGGACUCGUUCAUUGAGUGGAUCGCUGAGCACUACAAGGACUUUGGUACGAACCUUGAGUUCGUGUCGGAUCGUUCGACUGAGGGCAACCAGUUCGUCAAGGGCUUUGGUGGUAUCGGCGGCAUCCUGCGAUACAAGGUCAACUUUGAACAACUAAACGAUCUCGAAGACGACGAUGACGACUAUUACGAUGAUUGA
This is a messenger RNA of Microdochium trichocladiopsis, 1314 nucleotides long. Its product is annotated as eukaryotic peptide chain release factor subunit 1. NCBI's taxonomy places the organism in Eukaryota, Fungi, Ascomycota, Sordariomycetes, Xylariales, Microdochiaceae. The record is from RefSeq and is a predicted model, not a curated record. The coding region runs from base 1 to 1314 and encodes 437 amino acids. Gene Ontology annotation, biological process: cytoplasmic translational termination. Gene Ontology annotation, cellular component: translation release factor complex; cytosol. The transcript has 4 exons. Gene Ontology annotation, molecular function: sequence-specific mRNA binding; translation release factor activity, codon specific.